AUGUCAUAUAUCGAUCAGCUGAACACAGCAGCAUCUGUAACUGCAAUUACUUUGUCUUUAAUUAGUUGGGUACCAGGCGUAAUUGGUCUUGUAUUAAAUGUGUUUAUUUUUACUCGACCAGCUCUACGUCAUGAACCAUGUUCACUUUAUUUUCUCACAUCAUCAUAUUUCAAUUUAUUUGUGAUAUUUAUUAUCUUACCCGUGCGUACUGUUACAAGUAGUUUAAAUAUGGAUCUAGGUAAUUACAACAUAGUUAUAUGUAAAAUGGAAUCUUAUAUUUUUUAUGUUGUACGUGUUAUAUCAUGUUGGUUGAUUAUGUUGGCAUGUUUCGAUCGGUUUCUCCAUAGUUCAACAAAUAUACGUAAGCGUCAGUUGAGUUCAUUGAAAACAGCACGAUUAACAAUUGUAAUCACUAUCAUUUCAAUAAUUAUUUUAUACAGUCAUAUGGUUAUUUACUAUAAAAUAACCGAUGACGUUAAUACAUUGGGUAAUAUCACACCCACGUGCAAUGCUCCAAAAGGUAUCUAUCGUACAUUUAUUGCAAUGUGGCAUAUGACUUUUUACUCAUUGUGUCCAUCAUGUCUAAUGCUUGUGUUUGGUUAUCUGACAUUGAAUAAUAUUCGUCAGCAACGUCAAGUUCUUCCAAUUACUGGUGUAAAUAAUCAAAUUCAUCGACGUACAGAUAGAUACUUGUUGCGUAUGUUAACUGCUCAAGUUCUCGUCAUCAUAAUUUCGACAUUACCUUUCUCAAUCUAUCGAGUCUAUUCAUCAUUCACAGUAAACAUUGCAAAAAGUACGUUUAGGAUUGCUCAAGAAAAUUUAGCUGUUCAAAUAGCAAAUACAGUACCAUAUUUUGCUCACUCAAGUAGUUUCUAUUUAUAUACAUUAACUGGCAGUGUUUUUCGGAAGGAGGCUUGCAAAAUUAUUCCUUGUUGUUCACCUCAUCGUCGAAAUCGGGUGCAUAUGUCUCAUAAUCAAAGAAAUCAAAUAUCAGUUGUACAGAUCGAUCGUUAA
Molecule: messenger RNA, 1014 nt
Organism: Adineta steineri
Lineage: Eukaryota; Metazoa; Rotifera; Eurotatoria; Adinetida; Adinetidae
Source: the annotation of a GenBank genome assembly